This is a messenger RNA of Pieris rapae (cabbage white), 2884 nucleotides long. It is a transcript of the gene MED15, whose product is annotated as mediator of RNA polymerase II transcription subunit 15. The transcript has 11 exons. The record is from RefSeq and is a predicted model, not a curated record. Gene Ontology annotation, molecular function: transcription coregulator activity. Bases 227 to 2308 code for a protein of 693 amino acids. Gene Ontology annotation, biological process: regulation of DNA-templated transcription. Lineage: Eukaryota; Metazoa; Arthropoda; Insecta; Lepidoptera; Pieridae.
UGUGUAUACUAAUACUUCAAUCUUCAUCGCAUUUUGUGACUUGUGUUGUUCCUUGUUUUCGAAUUUAUUUAAAUCAACGCUUGAUGAUAAAUAAUCUGACCAUAUAAAAACUGUGUAUUUGUUUAUUUGAGGAAUUAAAUCUAAAUUGCAUAUAUAUAGAACAACAAGCAUAUCGGGAGGUGCGUCUUGAAAUCAUCUUUAUUGAUUUAUUGUUGGAUCCAUCGCAAUGGAUAAUUUAAAUUUAAAACAUAUGAACGCAAUGCCAGGCGAAGAUAAUAAUUGGCGAACUCAGGCUUCGCGGCAAGGAAUUGUUGCUAAAAUUGAGGAAGUAAUACAGAAAUCAGGCAUGCAGGUAGCACGAAACAGCAGUGAGAUGGAGAACCAUGUUUUUAUGAAAGCGAAAACCAGAGAGGAAUAUAUGAAUAUGAUUGCUAAACUUAUUCUACAUGUUAGGGAGAUGUCUCAACCAAAGCAAAACCCCAAUGCACCUAGCAUGCAAGGUCCAAACCAAAAUCAACCAAAUAACCAGGUUCAAAAUCAGCCUGGACCACCACCACAAGGUUCUAACAGUCAACCAGGUAUGGCCACAGACCCCAUAAAUGCUUUACAAAAUAUGGCUUCACAAGGCACAAGAAAUCAAAUGAUGAACAUGGGUCAAGGUCAAAUGCAACAGCAGGGUGUCAUGGGCCCUAAUCAAGGGAUGGCUAUGCAAAGUCAAAUGGGACCACAAGGACCAAUUGUAUCACAAGGGGGGCCACAGUCCCAAACUGCUACCAACCUGUUACAAACCUUGAAUCAAAGACCUCAACUAAAUAUGCAUUUGCAGUCGAAGCUUGGAGGGCCCAUGGGAAUGGUCCCCAAUCAAGGGCAAAUGGGUAGUAAUAUGGUUGGUGGGAUGGGCAUGAGUAAUUCUAUGUCACAGCAACAGAAUAUGGGAGCUGGAGGGAUGCAAUCAAUGAUGCCUAAUAUGUCCAUGUCCAAUAUGAUGCCAAUGUCUGGUGGAAAUAAUAUGGGUCAGAUGCAGUGUAAUCAAGUUGUUGGUGGCAUGAGUGGGCAAAUGGUUCAGAACACCAUGCAGGGCCAAAUGUCUAAUCAAAUGGGUGGAAUGGGUAAUAGCCAGAUGGUUAAUAUGAACAUGCUACAAAUGCAUGGGCGAGCGAGUGGCAAACCAGAUGUGAUGAUGGGCGGAGGAUACACAGCCCGUGGCCCGCCACCCAACCAGUUUCUACGUCAGAGUCCUUCCCCUUCAGCAUCUUCACCAAAUAUGGGUGGACCCAGUCCUGUCUCUAUGGGUGGAGGUGUUUUAACUGGAGCUCUAGCAUCUCCCAUGUCGACGUUAGGGGGCUGCGGCGGCGCCGCUGGUAGCCCUUCGCCCUCUGCUUCGCAUAUGGGUCUUCAGCAACGUGUAAAUAUGGGAAUGGUGGCGUCGCCAUCAUCAUCUCUUAAUACCCCAGUGGGAGCAAGCGUGGCAUCCCCAGGAGGUGAAGAGGCCGCUUAUAGGGAGAAAGUCCGCCAGCUAUCCAAGUAUAUAGAGCCGCUACGUCGCAUGGUUAUGAGGAUGGUUAACGAAGGAGAAAAUGUGGAAAAGUUGACAAAAAUGAAGAAUCUUCUGGAUAUCCUGUCAAACCCGAACAAGCGGAUGCCGUUGGAGACUCUUAUCAAGUGUGAGGUGGUGUUGGAGAAGUUGGACUUCAAACGCAGUGAGGGCGUCGGAUUGGGGCUGGGACUGCCGCCACCUGGAAAGGAGCAAAUCUUCAAUCCACUUCUAGAAGUAGUGAACAACUGUUUGUCCAGUCCGCUUGCAAAUCACACCCUCAAACGUACUUUUGGAUCUACGCUUGACGCGCUCAAUGGCCCUGAGAUCAAAAACUUACCGGCGCCACAGAAAAUUGCUAAAUACGUAGAGCCAGUAUCAGAAAUACCAGACGUAUUGCAAGGAGAGAUUGCGAGGCUGGACUCCAGAUUUAAAGUCUCAUUGGAUCCCCUACAAUUAAUGGGUGCCGAGGGGUGCAUAACACUGACAGCUCAGUUAGACGACGCCCGGUUGCCGUGUGUGGCCGCCGUACACGUGUCUGUCCCAAGGGAUUAUCCACAAUCGUCCCCGGCCAGACUUAGGCCCAAGGCCACUCGUCCCGACCAGCCUCAUCCCUUUUUGGCGAGAGUUGAACGCGCUAUGGACGCUCGGUGUGCCAAGUUACCAAAACGCUGUUCAGUCGGCGAAUUGUUAAACGCAUGGGAGAUGAGCGUACGACAAGCGUGCGCACCCGCCACAGUUAUGUACACGCCCGUACCAGCAUUAGGACUAUAAAUAUAUAAAAAUCCAAUAAGUUUAUAUAAAACGUAUAAACACAAUGAUCACAAUAUUGCUAAUUAAAUCUGAAAAUUGAUUUUAAUAUUAAUUAUCAAUUUUAUUAAAUUACGCUUAAGAUUUCGACUUGAGCAGCGCUCAAAUUGUCAGGAUUCAAAAGAUAAAAAAGCUAUAUGUUUUGUCUCGCUUCUUCAUCUCGGAAGUGAUAGAGACAAAAUAUUUGAGGACUACAAUUGGACUAUGAGGUAUUACGAAUACCACAGCGGAUUUUCCAGGCUGCUGCGAAGUUUUUGUCGCCUUUGUCUCUAUUUUUGUUUGUUUUUUUAGAGUAAAAACAAUCUCGUUGCGCGUAAUUGCACGUUUGAUUUUUGACUACAAUAUACACAAACCAUCCAGUUCUCAGGGACUGACAUACAAAGGUGGAUAGGGGUAAGAGGGAAUAGGGAAAUACAUUUUCUGCAACUGUGCGCCUUUAUCUCACACUUUGUAUAAGAGGCGCAGAGGUUGAUUUGUUGCGGUGUUGGAAAAAUUUGUUGCAUACAUCAGAAAACCGUUAUGCGGAAAUCUUUUUGUUUU